CUGGCGCUCGGCCUACUUCCGGGAGGAUCGGCGGACGCGGCGGACGCGGCGGCCGAGGCGGUGCGGGGCAGGCGUUGUCUCCGGAGCGCGAGCGGACAUGGCGGCGGCGUUUCGGAAGGCGGCGAAGUCCCGGCAGCGGGAACACCGAGAGCGAAGCCAGCCCGGCUUUCGAAAACAUCUGGGCCUGUUGGAGAAAAAGAAAGAUUACAAGCUUCGUGCAGAUGACUACCGGAAAAAGCAAGACUACCUCAGAGCUCUCCGGAAGAAGGCUCUUGAAAAAAAUCCAGAUGAAUUCUACUAUAAAAUGACUCGAGUUAAACUCCAGGAUGGAGUUCACGUUAUUAAGGAGACUAAGGAAGAAGUAACUCCAGAACAGCUGAAACUGAUGAGAACCCAGGAUGUCAAAUACAUAGAAAUGAAAAGGGUUGCGGAAGUUAAGAAAAUUGAAAGACUAAAAUCAGAGCUCCAUCUGCUGGAUUUCCAGGGGAAGCAAAAGAAUAAGCAUACGUUUUUUUUUGACACCAAAAAGGAAGUUGAGCAGUUUGAUAUUGCCACUCACCUGAGAACAGCCCCGGAACUAGUUGACAGAGUCUUUAACAGACCCACAAUAGAGACAUUGCAGAAGGAGAAGGUGAAGGGGGUUACCCAGCAGAUUCGACUGAAGCGAAUAGCUAAAGAAAGGCAAAAGCAGUAUAACUGCCUGACACAGCGGAUUGAACGCGAGAAGAAAUUGUUUGUUAUUGCACAGAAAAUUCAAACGCGCAAAGAUCUUCUGGAUAAAACUCAGAAGGUGAAGGUGAAGAAACAAACAGUGAACUCCCCAGCUAUUUACAAAUUUCAGAGUCGUCGAAAACGUUGAAGUGGUAUAGACAAGCUCUGUCAUUCCACACAGAAGAGAAUUCUCCGCCCCCCCCCCCCCCCCCCCCCCGUCACUUCACAUUCCAUUACUCUGAACAACAUGGUUUUUCCCAUUUGUAAACUUAAUUUAUUAUAGAUCUGUCUGACAUUUGAUACCUUUUUGUGAACAACAUUAAAGCCCCUUCCUCUGUUACUGUUUUUGGGGUGUGAAAUCAGUCUUAUUUUUGUAUGUUUUUUUUUUCCACAAUGAAAGCUAUAUAAUCUCAUUACGGCAAAUUUGGGGAAAAAAUGAAUUCAUCUCUAAUCCCAAUACUUACUGAAGUAUACCAAGCACUUAUGAGUGCUAGGAGCUAGGGUGUUGGAGGUGAACAGUAUUGUGAACGUUGUCGUUUAUUUCCUCCAUUCUCUAAAGGUAUGUACUGGUUUUUGCUUAUGUUUUUGUUUUGUAGUUGUAAUUAUAGCAAACAAUUUUAUAUCUUUUCUACUUAAAUUAGCCCUUGGAUUUUGCUGUGUCACUAAUUUUUUAAAAAGUAAUGUAUGUUCAUAGUAAAAAUUAAAAUAUU
This is a messenger RNA of Canis lupus familiaris (dog), 1421 nucleotides long. RefSeq names its product UTP11 small subunit processome component (gene UTP11). Gene Ontology annotation, cellular component: nucleolus; small-subunit processome. Lineage: Eukaryota; Metazoa; Chordata; Mammalia; Carnivora; Canidae. The record is from RefSeq and is a predicted model, not a curated record. Bases 98 to 859 code for a protein of 253 amino acids. Gene Ontology annotation, biological process: rRNA processing. The transcript has 8 exons.